GCAUUACACCCCACAGCCUCCCUCAAAAGGUCGGUUCAGGUGUUUAUGGAUAUAAGACGGCACGUCGUCCUAUCUGCAGUGCUUUCAACAACUAUUACGUUCAUUGUUCUUCCCACUGAGACCGCGCUUUACACAGAUAUUUACUAAACACGAAGCAUUAUCGAAGACACCUUGAAACCAUACCUACUCAGUGUGCUUCGUUACAUGCAUUUCCGUCGUCUUGAGCCCUAGCAACAUAGAAACUAGCAAAGUGCCCACAUCAAGAUAACGGGUUUCGGCAACAUGCUGCUCCGGCUUCUUCUCGUCACUUUUACAUACAGCUUUAGUACUAUACACGCUCACCCGAUCCAAAUUAUUCUGCAACGAGAGCAGGUCAAACGGUCGACCAUCCAAUCACAAAGCCUGUCUGUCGAAGCGAUCGUGGGAGUAAUCGCAGUGGUCGUGGCCAUUUUCGGAAUAGCGCUUCCCUUCAUCUGGCCCCACUUAAGAUCGAGGCUAGAUUCCCGCCGCCAUUCUCGCUCCCGGUACCGCUCCACAACAAACUCGAACGUCCUACUCGCUGAUCACCCAUGGCAGCACGCGAUGCCACGUUCCUCGGUCGAAUCUCAUGCAGCCGCCGGCCUAGGCGAGACUGGAAUCAGCCGACCACAACGCGCGCGAUCCGAUAACUGCGAACAACAGCGUGGGCUGAUACGGCGCACUCUUACGUUUUGAGGGCAUGGAUAUAAUGUAUACAUACUCGGGCAGUUUGGGCCAGUGUCGAACGCAGCUGCUGGUGCAAGCGACAGGUGGACACCAUCUGUAAGGAGGAUUGGCUUGUAUCUCAAGCUACGCGUCAGGCAGUCGCGAGUCACGACUCAUUCGUGCUAUCUUCGUGGACGAUUUUCAGUCUUGAUUACAUUCCUUUGGCUCUGGCACAUAGAGGUUUUCUAUCUCAUUUCAUCUAGUAUCUACCGAAGCAUCGCACCAGUGCAAGCGAGUAAUCUAAAGUCUUCUCACGUUCGAACACGACGAUCUCUUUCAGACGCAGCUCACGAGUGCGAUGACCUGGAUGAGUCUUCGAGACUCGACCUCACGAAGCCUUCUCUCGUCUCUCAGCGAGAGUGUAGAAUAUGCUUCCAUCGUAGAUACCACGGAUAUCUUCCUUCAUCAUUCGGCCGUCCUCAGGCCACAGCAUAAUGUAGGUGGCA
Molecule: messenger RNA, 1190 nt
Organism: Alternaria alternata
Lineage: Eukaryota; Fungi; Ascomycota; Dothideomycetes; Pleosporales; Pleosporaceae
Exons: 2
Coding region: 283-714 (143 amino acids)
Source: RefSeq, a predicted model, not a curated record